GGGGUAUAAUGAGAUGUCGGGUGCGUAAGUGAUGUGGGUUGGCUAUGCUGCUGAAACUAUAUGGUUUACAUAGACAAGACCGAAUGCACCGAAUUGUGGUUUCAUCAUGGCCCUUUUUGGUUCUACUCGCCGUUAAUACGGGAUUGCGCACAAACACUCUGAAGGUGAUUGGAGGAAAGAGGACUGUGAUCCUGGGCGAAGAUGCUGACCUUUUCUGCAGAUUGUCUGAGGCUGAGGAGUUUGAUCAGAUAACAUGGCAGAAAGAGACCAGGGAAAAUUCCAACAAACAUAAUUUCUUUGUCAUUAAACCCGAUGGGACUACUAGCAAUGUGAAUGGGUUGAUAGGUAGAGUUCUGUUUAUUGGGAACACAUCAGAUUAUCUUGGAUCGAUUCGAAUAAGAAAUGUCACGCUUUUGGAUGAAGGCACCUACACAUGCAUCUUCAGUAUUUCCAGUGGACCAAUCCAAACAGAGAUGUCUCUGACUGUGAUCGUUCCUCCAGUGAUGUCAGUGACAGGUCACGUCUCUCCUGUUGGGGACAAUGAAGUCGUCUUGGUAACCUGCAUUGCUGCAGCUGCCAAGCCAAAGGCAGAAGUCUUUUGGGACACUGGUGCUUUAAACAAAUCAUUGAGGUGGGUGACAAACUCCACCCAGCACGCCAACGGCACCAGUACAGUACUCAGCCAGCUUAUUGGGCUCCCAACCAGAACAGCCAAUCAGAAACAGGUUCAGUGUGUGGUCAACCAGUCUGCCCUGGAAGAAGAAAGAACCCUCUCCUACACCAUAGACAUCCACUAUCCACCUCAGAUUGUAAACAUUAAAGCGUCCCCCCAAGCCAAAUACUUCCUGUGUGUUGUAGAUGGAAAUCCAAGGCCUAACUACAUCUGGAGCAGAGAUGUCCAGCCAUGGCCUGGGUCUUCUGUCAGAGCAGAUGGAGACACACUGCAUCUCCUCAGUCUCAGCUCUGAUCUGAAUGGUCUCUAUGUCUGUGAGGCCUCAAACCUGUAUGGAAGUACAACUGGCUCCCUCUAUAUACAUAUAACCUCAGUGAUUACUGGGUCUAGUGCCGCAAAGAAAAAUCCUGGAUGUCUUCAUGUGACCUGGGACUUGGGAGGAGACUAAUCAUCAAGCAGGUCAAUGACACCAGAACAGCCUUAAUGCAUUUAUGGAACUACUGGUGGGAUGGAACACCUCUCUUCAAAGAGAUGUCCCCUCAUAGUGGUGUUUCGUUGAUGGUGAUUGGGUCCAAAAUCGUUGGUCCAAAAUCUCCCCUAGGUGUUCACUUUUGUGUUCAUUCUCCUCUGUUUGAAUAUUGAAGCUCUGACACCAGCGAUAUUGUAGGAUAAAUUGUUUUAUUAUGAUGAAUAGCAUAAAUAAGAGCCACGGAAGCAGAAUAUUAAAGAUUUACAUCCUGCGUAUACAUUAUUUUAAUGCUUGAGUGUUCAUCUGUAUGUGUCUUGCUCUAUGCAUAUUGAGUUGUAACUUCCAUGUUCAUGUCCAAUUACCUUGGAUGAGAUUAACUCUUCUCAUUGGUGGUAUUUCCAUGACUGGAAUAACUGGUCUUGUAGUCAGGGCCGGCUCCAGGCAUAAGAAACAUAAGUGGUUGCGUAGGGCCCCCGACCGCUAGGGGGCCUCUGACUGCUAGGGAGCCCCCGACGAUAGGUGGCUUAGGGCCCCCAAAACACUAGA
This is a messenger RNA of Esox lucius (northern pike), 1688 nucleotides long. RefSeq names its product nectin-3-like. The record is from RefSeq and is a predicted model, not a curated record. NCBI's taxonomy places the organism in Eukaryota, Metazoa, Chordata, Actinopteri, Esociformes, Esocidae. Bases 45 to 1121 code for a protein of 358 amino acids. Gene Ontology annotation, cellular component: adherens junction. Gene Ontology annotation, biological process: homophilic cell-cell adhesion; heterophilic cell-cell adhesion. The transcript is spliced from 6 exons.